AUGAAAGAAAGAGCCUCGUUGGUGUUGUAUUUUAUUUUAAUACCGAGCGUUAUUGUUCAGGCUUUUGAACCUAUAAGCACAAGCAUUCUGACAGGCGCUGGUGUGGCCGCACUGGGAAAGAAAACUGUAAAUUAUUUAGUGGAAACAUGUAAUGAGCACUGGGUCGGAUUCAACAAGACUGGUCUUGAAGCAGAUCUGGAGAGCAAGCUGUUCGGCCAGCAUGUAGCAUCUCGUGUUGUCCUCAAAGCUGUGUCCGGCUUCAUGAACGACGAGAACCCGAAGAAGCCCCUCGUCCUCUCGCUGCACGGCUGGACUGGCACAGGCAGAAACUUUGUCAGUCAGCUAAUCGCCAAUAACAUUUAUCAGCGUGGAAUGUCUAGUGGAUUUGUGCACUUGUUUACUGCCACAGCACACUUCCAACAUGAAGCAGAGCUGGAAGUGUACAAGUCCCAACUGCAGCAGUGGAUUAAGGGCAACGUGUCGGCCUGCCCUCGCUCCAUGUUCGUAUUCGACGAGAUGGAUAAGAUGCACCCAGGCCUGAUUGACAGCAUCAAACCAUACUUAGAUUUUUACGAAGUUCUAGACGGAGUCUCCUACCGCCAGGCCAUCUUUAUCUUUCUAAGUAACGCCGGCGGUGAAAACAUCGUGCAGGUUGCGCUGGAUUUUUGGAAAGACGGAAAGGAUCGAGAAGAGAUUGAGCUGAAACAUUUGGAGGAAGCGAUAUCCCUGUCUGUGUUUAACAACAAGAACAGUGGUUUUUGGCACUCAAGUCUAAUAGAAAAGAACAUGGUGGACUACUUUGUGCCCUUCCUCCCCCUGGAGUACAAACACGUUGUGCAGUGCGGCCGAGCCGAGAUGAUCAGCAAGGGCCAUAAACCCAAUGAGGAGGCUGUGGAGCAAAUGGCUCAUGACAUGAGAUACCGGUGUUUCCCUCGUGAAGAGUGCAUCUUUUCCGUGCAGGGCUGCAAGGUUAUCUCCAGCAGGCUGAACUUCUACAUCUAAAAAAAGAAGAAGGAGAGACUCGAUGCUGUGUGUACUGUUCCUGUAGAGUGGGAUUGAUUUGGAGGAACAUUAUCUAAGCAGGAAGUCCACCUGAACACUAAUCUGAUGUCAUGCAUCACAUGUAAAAGGAGCAAGCAGGUUUUUUUUUAACUGAUUGCAAUGGUUUGUGAUAUUUCUAUUUUCAACAUGAAUCAAUGAUAAAUGA
Molecule: messenger RNA, 1207 nt
Organism: Tachysurus fulvidraco (yellow catfish)
Lineage: Eukaryota; Metazoa; Chordata; Actinopteri; Siluriformes; Bagridae
Product: torsin-1A-like
Exons: 5
Coding region: 1-1002 (333 amino acids)
Biological process (GO): nuclear membrane organization; protein localization to nucleus
Cellular component (GO): nuclear envelope; endoplasmic reticulum lumen; endoplasmic reticulum
Molecular function (GO): ATP hydrolysis activity; ATP binding; kinesin binding
Source: RefSeq, a predicted model, not a curated record